AUGGUGGCCGUCAAGGCGGUCGGCAUCAACUUCAGGGAUGUGCUCAACGUGCUGGGCAUGUACCCUGGAGACCCCGGCCCACCGGGCAGCGACUGUGCCGGGAUCGUCAUGCAUGCCGGGUCUGCCUCGGGCUUCAAGCCAGUGGAGAUGGCAAUGGAGAAGGCGGCCGCCAUGGCGCCGGGGGAUCGGGUGUUGGUGCAUGCUGCUGCUGGCGGCGUGGGCCUGGCAGCCAUUCAAGUAGCGCAGGCCAAAGGUGCUGUUGUGCUGGCCACCGCUGGUGGAACUACCAAGCGGUCGCUGCUUCAGAGCUUGGGAGUCCCAAGCGUGCUGGGUUCCCGCGACACAGUGUUUGUCUCAGAGGCAGCUCAGCUGGGCGGCGCUGACAUUGUCCUGAACAGCCUGACCAGCAGCGGCAUGGUGGGUGGCUCGCUGGCAGCGCUCAGCCAGCACGGGCGAUUUGUGGAGAUCAGCAAGCGCGACAUCUGGAGCCCGGCACGCGUGGCGCAGGAGCGUCCCGAUGUCCUAUAUUCGCUUGUUGCUGUGGACUUUCUGCCGCCCUCCGUCAUCAACACCACCCUUCACAAAGUGGCGGCCCAGCUUGCGGCCGGUGUGCUGCGCCCGCUGCGGCAAAUCAGCCACAGCAUGGGCUCCGUGGCCUCUGCUUUCCGUCAGAUGAUCCAGGCAAGUGGUUGGGCUGGGUUUGCGUUCUACGCUUUGGACAUCCCCACGCGCGUGUUUGCACCCAAGCUGGGUGCACUGGAAACUGUUUCAGCUGCUCUUCAGCGCCAGCCUGUGGCCGCCCUGGCACUCUUCUCUUCAGUGGCCUCCCUGCUCGGCGCUGCUGGUCAGCUGGCGGUCAAUGCCUUCAUCUGGGGAACCUAUCUGAAGAGCAGCCAGCCUGCUUUCUUUGAGGCGAUGGCGCCUGAGCAGGCGUCACUGCUGCAGGGUAGCAAGAAGGUGGUAGCAGCACCGAGCGACAUUAAGCGCUCCGUGGCCGCGGUUGCCUCUGCGGCGGACCCGGCUGCUGUGCGGGAGCAAGUCAAGCGGGAGGUGGCAGCCGCUAUCGUGCAGGUGCUGGGCACUGCCAUUGGUGACGACGAGCCGCUCAUGUCAGCGGGACUGGACUCGCUUGGCUCUGUGGAGUUUGCAAACGUGCUGAGCCAGAAGCUCGGCAUGCAAAUGCCGGGCACCCUGGUGUUUGACUACCCUUCAGUCAAUGCCGUCACAGAGUACCUCACAGCCCAGAUGCUCAAGUCGGCGGUGGCAGCGCGUGCCAUUGCUGUCCGGGGGCCUGUCUCCACUGAAUCGUACGAUGCCGAGGCUGAGUUGGCCGGGUAUGGCAGCGUAGCAGUCGGAUCAGACCUGGUGGCCACUGGCAAGUCGCCACGCCAGCGUUACCUGGCCAUCUUGGCGGUUGUGGCACGGCCGCUCAUGGCGGUGCCGUUGUCUGCUUGCGACCAGGCCGACCUGGCAGCAGACCGCAUCCAUCGGGUGCCAUUUGAGCGCUGGGACCUGGACCAGGCGGAGCGCCUGCAGGGGGACGCCCUCACUCAGGCUGCGCAGUUUGGCGCCUUCAUGCUCGAUGCCGACCUCUUUGAUGGGACCGCUCAUGGGCUGUCUGCUGCAGAGGCAGCUGCCAUGGACCCACAGCACAGGCUGGUGCUAGAGGCAUCUGGGGAAGCUCUGCUUGCUUCUGCACCCCUGAAUCCGGUGGCACCAGCCAGAACCGGCGUGUUUGUUGGCAUUUCAUGGACAGAGUAUGCUCGCAUGGCAGCAGAAGCGGGCACAGCUGUGAGCGCGUAUACUGCGCAGGGCGCUGUGCUGAGCGUCUGUCCCGGUCGUGUGGCAUACCAUUACGGCCUCAAGGGCCCGGCAGUAGCGGUUGACACCGCCUGCUCAUCCUCCCUGGUGGCCACCAGCUCGGCCCGGGACGCGACGCUUGGCAGCGGAGGAGCUGCACUGGCAGGCGGCAUCAACAUGAUGCUGGCCGCGACCACCACUUUCAUGUUCAAGCGUGCCGGCAUGCUAUCGGUGGACGGGCGCUGCAAGGCACUUGACAAGUCAGCCGAUGGUUAUGUGCGCUCUGAGGCAUGCGCCCUCAUGCUGCUUGGGAGCCACUCUACCACCGAGGCGGGUGGCGCUCUGGUGCUUCUGCUGGGCAGCGCGGUGAACCAAGGCGGCCGAGCCAGCAGUCUGACCGCGCCCAAUGGCCCGAGCCAGCAGGAGGUGGUCCGCCUGGCACUGGCCUCAGCAGGCAUGGCAGUGCACAAUGUGGCUGGCUUGCAGCUGCACGGCACGGGCACCACCCUGGGAGACCCCAUUGAAUUAGGCGCAGCGGCGGCUACAAUCGGCGCCAAGCAGCAGUCUGCCAGCUUUGGCCGCAUCGAGGCAACACGCGUGGAUGGCAGGGUUGGAGGCAGUGGAGUAGAGCCUGCCUGCCUGGAUGCAUCUUUCCAUCUAGGUGCCCUGCCAGCUGGUGCCAGCUCAGCCCCUCCCGAACUGCGCGUGCCGGCAGCCAUUGCCGCGUACCAGGUGUCUGGUCUGGGCAACCUCCAGACGCUUUUGCUGCUCCAUCCUGCUGCCCACAGCUUGCUCUUUUCCUCGGUGGCGGCGCUGCUGGGCUCCCCCGGCCAGGCCAACUACAGCGCAGCAAACGCGGCGCUGGAUGCUGCGGCGCAGCGCGCCCAGCAGUCUGGGCUGCCUACAGCCAGCGUGCAGUGGGGUGCCUGGUCUGGGGCAGGCAUGGCGGCACAGGACCGCUCCACGGCGCUGCGGGUGCAGCGCAUGGGCAUGGCGAUGGUCCCUCCAGAUUCGGGCCUGGCUGCCCUGCACCACCUGAUGUGCGCAGAGCCUGCAGCACCAGCUGUUGUUGCGGGUGUGCCGUUCCUGCGGACCGCGCUUGCCGCCCAGCAUCAGCAGCAGAUACAGCGGGCAGCCAUUGCAAGGGCAGAGCCACCCACUUUCUUCUCUGAGUUUGCAGACAGCUCGCCAGCAGCAACAGCUGCGGCAAUAGCUGUGCUCCCGCAAGCUGCAGCUGGUGCCAGCAGGGAGGCGGUACUGAGAGAUGUGCUGGUGGUACUGGGCGGCAUUCUGGGAGCUGACAUUGGCCCCAGCGAGCCGCUGAUGGCGGCCGGCCUGGACAGCCUGGGCGCCGUGGAGCUGCGCAACAGUCUGGAGGCCAAGCUGGCAGUCAAACUUUCCUCCACCCUCAUUUUUGACUACCCAACCGCAUCAGCUGUGGCUGACUACAUCUCUGCCCAGCUUGGUGCCCCUAUGGCUCAGCCAGCUGGCAUCACGGUCAAGACGCCUGUAGCAUCGGCGGUGUCAUCAGCAGCGCAUGUGGAGCGAGCAACAGCGGCUGUUGCGGCUGUGGUGUCGGAGAUUCUGAAUGUUGCCAGCCUCGACCCCCAACAGUCCCUGAUGGCUGCUGGCCUGGACAGCCUGGGAGCCGUGGAGCUACGCAACAGCCUGGAGAGCAAGCUGGGCCUGGCCCUGCCCUCCACUCUGGUGUUUGACUACCCCACAGCGGCAGCCCUCGGCAGCUACAUUGCCUCCAGGCUGCAGCCAGCUGCCGGUCAAGCUCAGACGCGCGCGAUGGUGGACCUCUUCUCCAUUGAUGGUGCCAUGAUGGCAGGUGGCAUGUCGGGCCCAGCUUCCCUGGCGGUGGCUGCCAUCGCCUUCCGCUCCCCCAAGGGCGCUCUGCGAUCUGGCUUGGCACCCGUGGAUGCCACAUCAGCGGUGCCGCUGGAGCGGUUCUCAAUCUUCUUGGACAGCGUCGAGCUGUUUGAUGCCACCGCCUUCAGCAUCAGCGACAAUGAGGCGGUGCUCAUGGACCCGCAGCAGCGCCUGCUGCUGGAGGCGGCGGGCGAGGCAUUGCUGGCGGCGGGGGCGGCUGGUGCUGGCCCUGCUGGCCCUGGUGCUGAUGGCGGCAUCGGCGGCGCAGGCGUGUUUGUGGGCAUCACAUCGACUGAGUAUGGCCAGCUGGCACAGCGGCAUGCUCGUGGCUACACGCCCUACUCAGCUACCGGCCACCUCACCGCCGGCGUGGCGGCGGGUCGCCUGUCCUACACGUUCGGCCUCAAGGGGCCCUCUCUGCCCGUGGACACUGUCUGCUCCUCCUCCCUGGUCAGCCUGCACAUCGCCUUCUCCAGCGUGGCCCUAGGGCAGUGCCCUUCAGCCCUGAAUGCGGGAGUCAAUCUGCUGCUGACCCCAAACACGACCGCCAUGACCCAAAAGGCCGGCAUGCUGGCGCUGGAUGGGCGCUGCAAGACGCUGAGCCCUGCCGCCGACGGCUACGCCAGGGCCGACGCAUGCGGCGUCAUGCUGCUGCUGCCGACGGGAUCUGGCGCCAAUGGCGGCCGCGCCCUGGCCCUGCUCGCCGGCACAGCAGUCAACCAGGAUGGGCGCAGCAGCAGUCUGACGGCGCCAAACGGCCCCAGCCAGCAGGAGGUGGUGUACCAGGCGCUGGGUGCUGCUCGAUUGGAGCCGUUCGCAGUGACUGCACUGCAGAUGCACGGCACAGGCACCUCGCUGGGCGACCCUAUUGAAGUGGGCGCUUUGGCAGCUGCCCUGGUGGAGCGCCGGCCGGCUAGCUGGGCGGCGCCGCUGAGCCUGCUGGCAGCCAAGUCAUGGAGUGGGCACGCCGAGCCGGGAGCAGGCAUGGUGGGCCUGGUGCAUGCGCAGGCAGCCCUGGCGCAGGUGGCGCUACUCCCAAUCCUGCACCUCCAGCAUGUUAACCCCUAUGUGGCAGGUGCGAUGGAGAUGGCGGCAGGCAAGCAGGCUGGCUGGGCAGUGCCUCGUCAGCCGGGCGCGCUGCCAACAGCCACGACAGCGGGCGGCAACAGAGGGCAGCUCGCUGCCAUCAAGGCUGCCCGCGGCAGGAUAGCUGUAACAGGCGGCAUGGGCUCCCUGGGCCUGGUACUUGCCAGAUGGGUGGAGGAUGCUGAGCUGGCAACUCAGCUGGUGCUUUUUGGGCGCACCGGCCGCCUGGCAGGCACUGAGGCAGCGGCCAGCCUGACAUGUCUGCUGGCAAACUCAGCAGCAGCCAUGACUCUGGCCAUGGCUGAUGUGGCAGGCAGCGAGGGCAGCAGCAGUGCACUGGAGCCAGCAGCUGGCUCGAUGGCGGCGCUGACAGCGCUGUUUCACUCUGGCGGCUUGUUGGCUGAUGCCACCCUGGCCAAGCAGGCGCCAGCUGGCAUCCGAGCUGUGUUUUCAGCCAAGGUGACAGCUGCGCAACGCUGGCAACACACCGUGCAAGCACAGCCAGCUGCUGCUCAAGUGCUGUUCUCCUCGGUUGCGGCUCUGCUGGGCUCAGGAGGCCAGACUAACUACAGCGCAGCCAAUGCGGCACUGGAUGCCAUGGCAAGCAACCAUCAACAAAAGGGGCUGCUCACAGCCAGCGUGCAGUGGGGCGCGUGGUCAGGAGGAGGCAUGGCAGCGCAGGACCGCUCCACGGUGCUACGGGUGCAACGCAUGGGCAUGGCCAUGAUUGAUGCUGCGCGUGGCAUGGGAGCUCUGCACGACCUCCUGUCUUCUCCCAGCACCAGCAGCGGCGGCGGCGUGUUCACCGCCGUCCCCUUCAACUGGCCCACCUUCAUUGGCAGGUUGGGAGGCAAGCCGGUGCCAUCCAUGUUUGCUGCCUUUGCAGACCAGGUGGCACCAGCACUUACAGCCGGCAGGGAGGCAUCGCCUGCCGCACCACGACCCGCCGCCAGGCCAGUCGUGGCAGCACCACGGGUGGCACGCCAAUCAGCUGUGCCACCACAUACCAGCGCUGCCUUGGAGGUCUUCAAGCAGCAUGUGGCAGCGGAGGUGGCGGCAGCAGCCCGAAGCAUCUUGGGCGCCGAUGUUGGCGCCAAUGAGCCGCUUGUUGCCGCUGGCCUGGACAGCUUAUCUUCAGUCGAGCUGCGCAACAGUCUGGAGGGCAAGCUGGGCCUGGAGCUGCCCUCCACCCUGGUGUUUGACUACCCCACAGUCAACGCUAUUUCCCAGUUCAUCAGCACCAACCAUCCCUCAGCAGCUGCAGCGGCUGGGCAAAGUGCGGCGGCGGGCAGCACCGGAGAGGAAAAGGAGGUGGGGGAAGCCGCCAGCGCCGAGCAUCUGGCAUACAUCCAGGGCGAGGUUGCUGAGGUGUUACGCGGCAUCCUUGGAGGCGACGUGGUGGACGAUGUGCCACUCAUGUCGGCGGGCCUGGACUCUUUGAGCUCAGUCGAGCUGCGCAACAGCCUGGAGGUCAAGCUUGGCAUCGAGCUGCCUUCCACCCUGGUGUUUGACUACCCAACUGUGGCCGCCAUUGCACGCCUGGUCAGCACAAUGCUGGCUCCCCCUGGUGGAGCGGCAGCUCCUGCAGCCGGCGGCAUGGAGGCCGACUUUCUGUCGAAUUUGCUGGACACCUCCCUGGUGGAUACUUCUGGCUUCUACGACCUGGCAGCUGGCAGCAGCAGUGGCAGUGGUGCUGUGGAGGUGGUUGACCUGUUUGAUGCCGCAGCCUUCAGCAUCAGCGACGCCGAGGCGGUGCUCAUGGAUCCGCAGCAGCGCCUGCUGCUGGAGUCGGUGGCAGAGGCGCUGAUGCAAGGCGGAACCAACACCCUGCAGGCAAGCAUGUGCAGCAGACAGACAUGUGCUGGAAAAGAAAGCUGUCCCCGCUUCUGCCUCAACCAACUUCCUCGUUGCGUGUGUGUGCAGCGCCGUGAAGCGGCGGCUUGUGGUGUCUAUGUGGGCACAUCAUUUGAGGACUAUGGGCGCCUGACCUCAGAGUCUGCAGGCGUGACCACCUAUACAGCCACAGGCACCACAUCCAGCGUGGUCAGCGGGCGCAUCAGCUACAGCUUUGGGCUGAGGGGCCCCGCCCUUACCAUCGACACGGCUUGCUCCUCAUCACUGGUCAGCGUGCACAUGGGCUUCAACGCUCUUCAGCUGCGCCAGUCUGCCUCGGCUGCGGCUGCUGGUGUCAACCUCAUCCUGCACCAAGAGACCUCCGCCAUUGCCCAAAAGGCCGGCAUGCUGGCCCCUGACGGCCGUUGCAAGGCGCUGAGCGCAGCGGCAGAUGGCUACGGGAGGGCAGAGGCCUGUGGAGUGCUACUGCUGCAGCAGGCCGGCGCCAGUGACGGCAGUGGGCCGGUAGCAACUCUCGCGGGCAGCGCAGUCAACCAGGAUGGACGCAGCAGCAGCCUGACGGCUCCCAACGGUCCCAGCCAGCAGGAAGUGAUGCGCCAGGCGCUAGGCGCCGCCAGCCUGGCAGCUGUUGCGGUGGCUGGACUCAGCAUGCAUGGUACUGGGACAGCGCUCGGCGACCCGAUUGAAGUGGGAGCAGCAGCAGCAGUGUUGGCGGUCGGCAGCAGCGGUAGUAGCAGCAACGCCCGGGCUGCACUUGUUCUUAUGGCCAGCAAAUCAUGGAUUGGGCAUUCAGAGCCAGGAGCAGGCGUUGUGGGCCUGACACAUGCCCACCUGGCUCUUGCCCGUGCCGUGAAGCUGCCUGUGCUGCACCUUGGACCCAUGAAUCCAUAUGUCACAGCUCUCAUGGAGCGGCAGCCUGGAAGCUGGUCAGUUCCACGCCAGCCCGCUGAGCUGGGCACCCUGCCCGCCAAUGAGGCCAGCCCAGAUAUGCAUGCUGUCAUCGGCACCAGCGCGUUUGCAUUCCAAGGCACCAAUGCCCACGCUCUGCUGGCGGCUGCUCCAUUCGCCAGCGCCAGGGUGGGCCCCAUGGGCGCCAGCUCGGCCUGGCAGCAGCAGCGCUACUGGGUGUCGCCGGCUGUCCACAGCCUGUUGGAGUCCUUCCGCCCAGCCAAGGGCCACAAGGCUGUGUUGGCCUGCUGCCUGGCGGGUGCCACUGCUGUGGGCAGCUCUGGGCUGUCCUACCUGUGGGAUCACCAGAACCUGGCGCCACUGCCGGUGGAUGGCAGUGCUGCCAGUGUGGGCGCGGGCCAGUUGCUGGUUGCAGUCAAGGCAGUGGGCAUCAACUUCAGGGAUGUGCUCAACGUGCUGGGCAUGUACCCAGGAGACCCCGGUGCGCCCGGCGGUGACUGUGCCGGCGUGGUUGUGGCAUCUGGUGCUGGCGUGAGCCAUCUCAGGCCUGGUGACGCCGUGUUUGGGCUGGCUGGCGGCAGCCUGGGCAGCCACGUGCAUAUGCCCACCAAUUUGGACUUUGAGGAGGCGGCCACCACACCCACCGUCUGCAUCACAGUGGACAGUGCAUUCCGCCAGUCGGCGGCGGUGCUCCCCGGAGACCGGGUGCUGGUGCACGCUGCUGCUGGCGGCGUGGGCAUUGCUGCAAUUCAGCUCAUCGCUGCCCUGGGUGCCGAGACGCUGGCUACUGCCGGCAGCAGCAACAAGCGGGCGUUGGUCCGCUCGUUGGGCCCCAGCCAGGUGCUGGGCUCCCGGGACACCGUGUUCGCAUCAGAGGCAGCCCAGCUGGGUGGCGCCAGCGUGGCACUCAACAGCCUGACCAGCAGCGGCAUGGUGGCGGGGUCGUUGGCGGCGCUGAGCGCCGGCGGCCGGUUUGUGGAGAUCAGCAAGCGCGACAUCUGGAGUGCGGCACGGGUAGCACAGGAGCGCCCCGACGUCGCCUACUCACUGGUGGCUGUGGACUUCCUGCCUCCGCCCGCUGUGAACGCAACCCUGUCCCGCCUGGCCUCCGACCUCGCCACUUGCGCGCUGCGCCCUCUGCCGCGCGUGGUGCACAAACUGGCUGCCGUGCGCGCCGCUUUGCGCCAGAUGAGCCAGGCCCGCCACGUCGGCAAGAUUGUGGUCCAUGCACGCACUCUGCAGCAGCAGCAGGGCACUGAAAAGGGAGUGAUCCACUCUGGCGGCGUGCUAGCGGACGCCGCCAUUGCCAACCAGACCAUGCAGAGCAUUCGCACCUCCUUUGCACCCAAGGCAUCGGGUGCUCACCUAUGGCAGCUGCCUGUUGGCCUACAGCCCUCGGCACUGCAUCUGACGUUCUCCUCGGUGGCAGCUCUGCUGGGCUCUCCUGGCCAGGCCAACUACAGCGCAGCGAACGCGGUGCUGGAUGCCACGGCUCAUGGAUGGCGGGAACAGGGCUUGGGUGGGCUGAGCAUCCAGUGGGGCGCUUGGGCUGAGGGCGGCAUGGCGGCCGGCAAUGCAGCCACCGCCAAGGCAGUUGAGCGCCUGGGCAUGCGCAUGAUUGCUCCAGACCAGGGGGUGGGUGCCAUUCAAGCACUCAUGCUGCUUCAUGGAAUAGCAGCACUGCCGGCUGUUACGGCAGUGGUGCCGUUCCGCUGGGUCCGCUUCAUCCAGCGCCUGGGCGGCGGCCCUCUGCCCCCCAUGUUUGCUGCUUUCGAAGCUGAGGCCGCAGCAGACACUGCCAAGGAGCAGACAGCAGCUCGGGCCGGCCCCGCCGCCUUGCCAGCUGCCAUUGAGGAGGCAGCUGGCGAUGCGGAUGUGAAAUCCAGCAGGCACCGCCGAUCAUCUCCCAGGCGGCGCAUUGCGGCGGCAUCCAGGCGGCCCGUCAAGAUCGCUGCCGCAGCCGCUGCUGGGACAGCAGCCUCUGAUGCCGCAGCCAGCAAGGAAUACAUGGUGGCUCAGGUGCAGGAGGCAGUGGCCUCAGUGCUGGGCUCGGCGGUUGGGCUGGACGAUCCGCUAAUGGCGGCCGGCCUGGACUCGCUUGGCUCAGUCGAGCUCCGCAACGCUCUCGAGAAGCAGGCAGGCGUUGAGCUACCCUCCACCCUGGUGUUUGACUACCCUACCAUCUCCGCGCUAGCAGGCUUUAUGGCGGGUAAAUUUGGCGUGUUCCUGGAUGGCGUGGCACUGUUUGACCCCGCCGCGUUGAGCAUCAGCGAGCCCGAAGCGGCACUGAUGGAUCCGCAGCAGCGCCUGCUGCUGGAGACUGCCAGCGAGGUGCUGCUGGCACGUUCAGCCGAGGCGGCGGACGAGCUGCUGCGUGCCAACUGGGGCGUGUUUGUGGGCGUGUCCUCCAACGACUACCAUCGUGUGAUGUCCAAACACAUGAUGGGAGCCUACACGUCGCCCUACUCAGCCACCGGCUACCCUGUGUUACAGUCACCCCGCUAUGAUAGGCCGCCCUGCUCCUCCUCCCUGGUCAGCCUGCAUAUGGCCUUCAAUAGCCUGCUGAGGGCAGGCAUGAUGGCUGCUGAAGGCCGCUGCAAGGCCCUGGAUGCCGCCGCCGACGGCUACGUGCGUUCCGAGUCGGCAGUCAGCGUGCUGCUGCACCCCAUCGGUGGCUACGAGGACACCACGUCCGGUGGCCGGGUGGUGCUGUUGGCGGGCACAGCGGUCAACCAGGGCGGGCGCAGCAGUACUCUGACUGCCCCCAACGGCCCCGGCCAGCAGGCUGUCAUCCGCGCUGCGCUGGAUGAGGCGGGUCUUGCACCUGGCAGCAUCACGGAGCUGUCAAUGCACGGCACAGGCACCCCGCUGGGCGACCCUAUAGAAGUGGGUGCCGCAGCAGCGGUCCUGGUGGAGCGCCAAAACGCGAAGCGCGUGCAGCAGCCGCUGGCCUUGUUUGGGUCCAAGUCAUGGGUCGGCCACUCGGAGCCUGCCUCGGGCAUGGUGGGCUUUGCGCAUGCCGCCAUGGCACUGGGCGGCAAACACUCGCUGGGCAUCAGCCACCUGCGCCACCUCAAUCCUUACGUCAUCACCAGCAUGAAGGUCACAGGCACGCCGCAGCCCAAGUGGACUAUGCCCCGCGCCACCACCGGCCUGCCUCUCCACGACUCCAGUGGCGAGAUGCUGAGCGGCGUCAGCGCCUACGCCUUCCAAGGCACCAACGCCCACGCCCUGCUGCAGUGUCCACCUGAGGCGCUAGCCGGCAGCAGCCUGACCAACCCCUCGCGCCCUGCAGCAGCUUACUGGCAGCGCGAGGCGCACUGCCGCAAAUUUAAAAUUAUGAACCAACCUGUCAUCCUUUAUGCCUUAGAACGGCGCCAAAACGGCGCCAAGAAUGUGUUUCUCACUAAGUCAGAUGUAGAGGGCAUCAUCCGGAUCAAGCAGGGCGACCAGCAGGCGCCCUCAGGCCGGCGGCGGCGGGGUGCGGGAGGGGGGGCGGCAGUGCAGGGCGGCGCCAAGAACUACAGCAAGAAGGUGCUGCAGUUCUUCCAGGUGCUGAAGGGCGCUGGCGGUCAGGACAUCCUGUGCCGCUGCGUCAAGCGCAGCGGAGAGUGGCGGUGGUGCCCCGUGGUGCCGCUCGAGGAGCUGCCCCGAGUGAUCAAGGAGCACCACGAGCGGGCGACUGGCUUCAGCGGUGUGGAGAAGCUGUACACACAUCUGGCAGCUGCUGCUGCUAUAAGCAGCGCCCUGAAGGUGCCUGCCGCCCUGGCAUGUCUUCUGACACCCGAACGGCUUGCGGCGCCCCAGCUGGCGGCAGCCAGCAGGCAGCAAGGCGCUGCCACGGCAGCAGAUGCCCCAUCACUGGUUGACUAUUGGCUGAUGGAGCCUGCUGGUGGCUUUGGCGUGGGCAUCAGAGACCUGCUUAACGUGCUGGGUAUGUACCCGGGAAACCCUGGCCCACCAGGAGCAGACAGCUCGGGUGUGGUGGUGGCUGUCGGCCCUGGCGUGAAUCAGCUGCGGCCUGGCGAUGCUGUGUUCGGGCUUGCAGCUGGCAGCCUGGGUAGCCACGUGCAUGCCCACGCAGACACAGUGGUCCUCAUGCCUUCCAACCUGGGCUAUGAGGAGUCGGCCACCACCCCCACUGUCUUCAUCACCGUCGACAACGCCUUCCGGGAGAACACCGUGGUGCGCCCUGGCGACCGGGUGUUGGUGCACGCCGCUGCCGGAGGCGUGGGCAUUGCAGCCAUUCAGAUGGUGGCAGCCCUGGGUGGCGUCACUGUCGCUACGGCCGGCAGCAGCAACAAGCGGGCGCUGGUCCGCUCGCUGGGCCCCAGCCAGGUGCUGGGCUCUCGGGACAGCAUUUUUGUGAGCGAGCUGGCAGAGGUUGGGGUCGCCAGUGUGGUGCUCAACAGCCUGACCAGCAGCGGCAUGGUGGCGGGAUCACUGGCGGCGCUGAGCACCGGCGGCCGGUUUGUGGAGAUCAGCAAGCGCGACAUCUGGAGCCCGGCGCGCGUCGCACAGGAGCGCCCCGACGUCGCGUACUCGCUGGUUGCCGUGGACUUCCUGCCUCCACUGGCGGUCAACACCUCCUUGUCCCGUCUCAGCAGCCAGCUGGCUUCUGGCGUGCUGCAGCCCCUCCCACAGGUGGCCCACAGCCUGUCGGUGGUGCAGGCAGCGCUGCGCCAGAUGAGCCAGGCACGCCAUGUGGGCAAGAUUGUGGUACGAGCUCCUACCACACAGAUCACCAGAGCAGAGCCAGCCAGAGUCAUCAUUGUCACUGGCGGCCUCGGCACACUGGGUUCGCUGACUGCUGCCUGGGUGGCACAGCACAGCAAGCUGCAGGUAAAGGUAAAGGUAAAGGUGGGGAAGAGCCUCCACAAGCUUCACUUCCCGGUUUUAACGUCUAGCUUUAGACCAUUAUUUGAUCUGCCCGACGCGCCAACGCCUUCAAAGAAGGCCUUUCUUAGCCGCAGCCAGGUGCAUGCCACCGGCAGGACGGGUCGCUUCUCGGCCGAUGUCAGUGCCAGCAGCGGCAACCUGGCGGGCCUGGUGGCAGGCAGCUUUGCUGGGCUGCUGAGCAUGACGAGUGCGGAUGCGGCAGCGGCAGAGGACGCGGGCCUGCUGCUGGCUGGAAGCAUGAAUGGCAGUGGCAGCUACGCGCCAAGGGCGGCAGUGGCUGGCAUUCUGCAUGCCAGCGGCGUGCUGGCAGAUGCCAUGCUAGGCAAUCAGAGCCUCAAGGGGCUGCGCACAGCCUGGGCACCCAAGGUGGCCGCUCUCGAGCGGCUGGGUGGCGCCUAUGGCUGGCAGCCUGGCAGCAUCCAGCUCCUCUUCUCAUCCAUCGCGGCCCUGCUGGGCUCUCCUGGCCAGGCCAACUACAGCGCGGCCAAUGCAGCGCUGGAUGCCAUGUCCCAGUCAGCGCAGGCCGAGGGCCUGCCCAGCAGCAGCGUGCAGUGGGGCGCGUGGGCUGGCUCUGGCAUGGCUGGGCACGACGCCUCCACCAGGGCUCGCGUCGAGCGCAUUGGCCUGGGCUUGGUGGAGACCGACUCUGGGUUGGCUGCCCUUGAGGGACUGAUGCUGCUGGCAGUGGCGGCUGUGCCAGCACAGGCAGCGGCUGUGCCCAUCCGCUGGCCUACUUUCAUCCAGCAACAGUUCAAGAGCCUGCCGCCCGCCAUGUUUGGCGCGUUUGCUGAUCGGGUGGCCCCCAUGGCAGUGCAGCCGCCUCGGACAGCCGCACCACGCAUGCGUACCAACAGGAAGCAGCGUGCGCCAGGCGGAAGCAGCAGAACCCUGGCCGCUGCAGUAGGCAGCACGAGAUCAGCAGAGCACGAGGCCUUCAUGCUUCAGCAGGUGCAAGAGGCGGUGGCAGCUGUGCUGGGCAGCGCGGACAUAGAUCCACAGCAGCCGCUCAUGGCUGCCGGCUUGGACAGCCUGUCCUCCGUUGAGCUGCGCAACAGCUUGGAGGGCAAGCUUGGCCUGGAGCUGCCUACAACUUUGGUGUUUGAUUACCCCACAAUGGCAGCGUUGGCAGGCUUCCUGGCCAGCAAGAUCCAGCCUGGCGCGAGUGCUGUUGCUAAGGCGCCAGAUACCUCAUCGGAUAGUGGAGACGACAGCGAUGGAGCAGGAAUGACACAUGAUGUUGUCCCUCGCAUUUCCCGCAGCCGCAGCCCUGAUACCUCACACAAGCGCCGCCGCAGGCACCAUGCACCUCCAAGGGCAACAGGACUGGGCGAUGCCCCUGCCUCGCCAAAAUCUCACCGGGCCUUCAUGCUGCAGCAGGUGCAAGAGGCGGUGGCAGCUGUGCUGGGCAGCGCGGACAUAGAUCCACAGCAGCUGCUCAUGGCUGCCGGCUUGGACAGCCUGUCCUCCGUUGAGCUGCGCAACAGCUUGGAGGGCAAGCUUGGCCUGGAGCUGCCUACAACUUUGGUGUUUGAUUACCCCACAAUGGCAGCGUUGGCAGGCUUCCUUGCCAGCAAGAUCCAGCCAGCGGCAGGGACGGCAACUGAGGCAGCAUUAGAGGAUGGCAGCAGCUCUGAGGUCGCCGCCAGUGAGGACAGCGAGGACUCUGCGCCGCCACAGGCACCACGCCGCAGGCGGCGCAAGGCAACUUCAUGCCGGGCUGCCCACAUUGCAGUUGGGGCAGGCCAACAGGCUGCUAUGUCGCCAAGGUCUCACCAGGCCCUAAUGCUGCAGCAGGUGCAGGAUGCGGUGGCAGCCGUGCUGGGCAGCGCAGACAUUGAUUCGCAGCAGCCUCUUAUGGCAGCUGGCCUGGACAGUUUAUCUUCAGUUGAGCUGCGCAACAGCCUGGAGGGCAAGCUUGGGCUGGAGCUGCCUACAACUUUGGUGUUUGACUAUCCCACAAUGGCAGCCAUGGCGGGCUUCCUUGCCAGCAAGGUUCAACCUGGUGCUGGGCUCAGUGAGCUGGCAGCAGCGGCCGACUCAGCAUCUGAGACAGACACGUACAGCAGGAGCGAUGCCAGCUACAGCUGGGAUGAGGAGGCUGCUGGCUGCACGCAGCCAGCCGGCGUGGUUCUCCCAGUUCACCAUGCCCGCAAAGUGGUUGCCGUCACUGGCAUGGUUGUCCGGGCACCGGCGGAUGCGUUUGCUAGCAUCCGUCCCUUGGACGCAGUGCAGAUGGUGCCCGCCAGUCGUUGGGACCUGGAGGCACAUGUCGACCUGUUUGGUGGCCUUCCUGUUCGGUUUGGCACGUUCCUGGCUGCCGACAUGUUUGACGCAGCCGCCUUUGCUACCUCGGAUGCUGAGGCGCUGCUCAUGGACCCUCAACAGCGCCUGCUGCUGGAAACCGUUGGCGAGCUGCUGGUUGCCCAGGCUGGGAGACCUGGCCUGGACGCAUCUGUCCGUCGGGAUGUUGGCGUGUUUGUUGGCCUUUCAACAGUUGACUAUCUCAAGCUGAUGGCAAAGUACACUCCAACGCAUGUGUCGGGUUACAAUGCAACGGGCACAGCCCACAGUGUGGCCAGUGGCCGCAUCAGCUACACGUUUGGCCUCAGCGGGGCCGCGAUGACAGCUGACACAGCAUGCUCCUCCUCUCUGCUCAGCCUGCACAUGGCUUUCAACAGCCUGCUGCUGGGCAACAUCAGCAAGGCGGCCAACAGCGGUGCAAACCUCAUGCUAUCAGAGACUGUGUCUGUAGCCUUCCGCAAGUCAGGUAUGCUGGCAGCAGAUGGGAGGUGCAAGACUCUGGAUGCCGUCGCCGACGGCUAUGUGCGGGCUGAGGCUGCUGGGUCCAUGCUCCUGGAGCUGCUUUUGGAAGGAAAGCUGCGGCAGCAGCGGGCUGCAGCAGUGCUGGUGGGCAGCGCAGUCAAUCAAGACGGCCGCAGCAGUGGGCUGACAGCGCCCAAUGGGCCGGCGCAGCAGGAUGUCAUGCGUGCCGCACUGUCUAUUGCGGGCAUGGCAUCUAGCGCGGUUAGCGCCGUGCAGCUGCAUGGCACAGGCACCUCGUUGGGUGACCCAAUCGAGGUUGGCGCCCUGGCGGCAGUGAUGGUGGCAUCUGCGGCAUUCCAGCCUAACGGUGCGCCAACAGCUCUAAUGGCGGGCAAGUCGCUGAUCGGCCAUUCUGAGCCAGCUGCUGGCGUCAUGGGGCUGGGACAUGCCCACUUGGCAGUGGCUUUGAGAGCCUCCCUCCCGGUCCUCCACCUGCACACAACCACCAGCACGCAGGCAGAAGUGCUGCAAGUGGCGAUGGCUCCUUCGGCAGGCACUUUUGAUGCGGUGCUUGUUAAUGGCGGCAGCAUCACUGACAGGCAGUGCGGCAGCGGUCGACUGACCAGCACAGCCAUCGCAGCUGGCAAGACAUCGCUGCUUCGCACCAGCCAGGGCACCAGCCGCCAGGCAUUCGCCGCUCUGCUGGGGGCCAAUCGGCCAUCGGUUGCGCCUGCAGCUGGUGUGGUAGCAUUUCUGGAGGCAGAAACCUGCAGCCUGCUGCAGACUGUGGCAGUGGCGGCACCCAAGCACACUGCGCUAUGCAACCUCAGCCAGCAGGCGGCUGCUGUGCCGCUAUCUUUGCAGCUCCUGUUCUCCUCAGUGGCAGCUCUGCUGGGUUCCCCUGGCCAGGCCAACUACAGCGCAGCUAAUGGGGCCAUGGAUGCUGCGGCUCAACAUGCGCAGCAGGCUGGCACUGUCGCCACCAGCGUGCAGUGGGGCGCCUGGGCAGGCGCCGGCAUGGCGACCAACGAUGCCUCCACAGCUUCCAGGCUGGAGCGCUUGGGCUUGGGGCUCAUUCCCAUCAGCUCCGGUCUGCAGGCCCUGGCAGUGGCUGUCGCUGGCAGCACCUCUAGCGGCCCUGUGCUGGCAGCGGUGCCCUUCCGCUGGCCACAGUUUGUGGCUGCUGCCCGCAAGCCGCUGCCCGAGCUAUUUGCCCCAUAUGUCACAGAUGGGACAGAUGGCAGCAUGACCAAGACAGCUGCUGCAACCUCAAGCCUGCCAGCUGUGGAUGCUGCCACAGUUGAGGCAGCUGUGCGGGAAGCGGUGCGAGGCAUCCUCGGCACUGAUGUCGGUGCCGGCGAGCCUCUCAUGGCGGCAGGCCUGGACAGCCUGGGCGCUGUGGAGUUGCAGAGCAGCCUUGAGAGGCAGCUGGGUCUGAAGCUGCCCUCCACGCUUGUUUUUGACUACCCCACUGUGGCCGCUUUGACCGAGUUCUUGACCGGCAAACUCAGCCAGGUCGCGCCAGCUGGCAGCUCCUCGGCGCUCGGCGCCUCUUCCUUUGGCCUGAGAGGGGCACUCAUUGCAGCAGUGCCUGCUUCCGGCACCGCUACAGUGGCGAUGCUGGGUACCAGCUGGCGUUCGCCACAUGGCGCUCUGAACCACCUGGCUUCAGCCACCAUGGGUAUUGACCCUGUGCGCCUGGUGCCGUUUGACCGCUGGGAUGUGGAGGCAGACCCUUUGGCGGCACGUUUCGGCGGUUACCUGGCUGGCAUCGCCGCCUUUGAUACCGCCGCCUUUGCCACGCCCGACGCCGAAGCUGCUCUCAUGGACCCACAGCAACGCCUGCUGCUGGAAAGUGUGGGAGAGGCGCUGCUGUCAGCACCUGCUGAUGCAGCCCUGGCGCCCAUGCGCACUCGUGGCGUCUAUGUUGGUAUUGCCUCCUCGGACUAUGGCAGCCUGGUGGCGCGGCAUGCUGAGCGUGGUGUGUACCACGCCACCUCCUCUGCACUCUCUGUUGCCUGUGGCCGCCUGUCAUAUGUAUUUGGACUGAGCGGCCCCAGCAUCAGCGUGGACACAGCGUGCUCGGCCUCCCUGGUGGGCCUGCACAUGGCUGCCAAGGGCCUCCAGACUGGCGAGGCAAGGGCUUCAUACGCCUCUGGCAUUCACAUCCAGGCCACCUCCGCCUCCACAUCUUACGUCUGGACAGCCAGCAUGCUGUCGCCCCACGGCCGCUGCCGCGCGCUGGAUGCCGCUGCCGAUGGCUAUGUGCGUGGUGAAACGGUGGUCACUGUUGUGCUGGCCACUGCCGAGGUGGCAGCUGCUAGCCCUGGCCCUGUGCCAGCUGUGCUCAUCCUUGGUAGUGCCGUCAAUCAGGAUGGGCGCAGCAGCAGCCUGACGGCGCCCAACGGACCGGCGCAGCAGGAGGUCAUCCGCGCUGCCAUGCUCAGCGCAGCAAUAACGCAGGCAGCAGUGGGCGGCUUGUCGAUGCACGGCACAGGCACCCCACUGGGCGACCCCAUUGAGGUGGGCGCCGCCCUGGCGGUGUACAGCGAGGCGUCACGUCAGCAGACGCUGGUCCUCGCAGCCAGCAAGUCGUGGGUGGGACAUGCGGAGCCAGCAGCAGGCCUGGCUGGCCUACUGUUUGCCCACGCGGCAGCCACCCAGGCACUCACCCUGCCGCUGCUGCACCUGCGGAGCGUCAAUCCUUACGUCACUAACACUCUGGAGCAGCAGCUAGGCACGGGGGGCAUUGCCGCGGCGCUGCUGCCCAAGCAGGGUGGUGGGGGACCGGCGGCGGCGGGUGCCACUCAAGCUUGCACUUGGGGCACUAGCGCCUUUGCUUUCCAGGGUACCAAUGCCCAUGCACUGUUGGCGGCUGCUGCCCCGGCAGGCGAGGACCUAGCGACAACACUGCAGGGUGGUCUGCUGCUGCCCGCCUGGCAGCACAAGCGCCACUAUGUGCUGCCACCAGCACACCUGCUCAUCACUGCCGCUGCAUCAGUGACAGGUGGCGCCUCUCACAAGCGUGUGCUGUUUCACGCUGAGCUGGCAGCCGCCAGCCUGGCAUUUCUGUGGGACCACCAGGUCAUGGGCAAGGCCAUCUUCCCAGGUUCGGGCUACUUUGAGCUGAAUGUUGCAGCGCUGAGGACCCUCAGCCCUGAUUCUGCCCUGCACGAGCAGGCAGUACUGGCGGGAGCAGCCAUUCCAGCCCCACUGCUGCUGCCAACUAGCGGCGGCGGUACGGUGAUAGAGUGCUGUGUGGUAGUGCCAACUGGCUUUGUUGAGAUUGCUUCAUUGGCCCCACUUGCCAGCAGUGCUAGGGCAGUGCAUGUGACAGCCACGGCAGCCAGCAUGGCGAACAGCUUGUCUUCGGCAGCUGGCGCUAGCACCAAGGAAGGAACAGCUGCUGGCGGCAGCUCAGUCAUGCUGGCAGCCAUUGUGAAGCCCGCUGGUGGCACCAGCAAGGCGGCCGCAGUUGCCACGCUGCUGAUUGACACUGGCCGCAGUGGGCUCUGUAUGGAUCCUGCCCCCUUUGACUGCUUCCUGCAGCUGGGCCAGGUUUUCAAGGCACCCGGCAGCACGGAGGUGUAUGUGCCAGCUGGCCUGGCUGCCCUUCGAGUGUCGCCUGCGGCAGCAGACCUUGAAAGCGCCGCCCCCGGCAGCACGGCGUGGGCAGCCACGGUGCCUGUGCUAGCGCCAAAGGGCAGUGUCAGCAGCGACUCCCGGCUGGGCAGCAGUGGCAGCAACGAGCGCCAGCUGUGUGUCAUCUCGGCCCUCACUGCCAAGUCCAUGGGCAAGGCCCAGGCCAGCGCCGGCCCUGCUGCUACCGCUGGUGGCAAGCUGGCGACAGCAGGGCGCACCGAGUGCCUGUAUGAGGUGGCCUGGAGGGUGACGGAGCCUGUUGCGCUUGCAACAGCAGGUGGUGACAGCAGUGGCGGGACGCUGUGGCGCCUGGCAGCCACCGACAAGGGAGAUCCCGCAGCGGCGGCAGCAUCAGCCAUUGCCUCGGUCCAGAGGAUGCUUAAAAGCGGAGUACCUGCGGCUGUGCAGCUGCAGACUGUGGGCGGUGCCCUGCUGCCAGCCAGCGCUGCCGCUGGCGAUAGCGCUACAGGCAGAACCACGGCUGCGGCUGCCUUGGUGGGACUUGUCAAAACUCUGAACCAGGAAGUGCCUCAGACCAGCUGGAGUGCCCGCAACGCCGAUUCGCAGCUGCCAGAAGGGCACAGGGCAGGUUACGCUGCUCUGGUGCGGCUGGAGGGCAGCAUUGCCGAGCUGACGGAUGCAUUCGGCGCAGCAGACCGCAGCGGUGCUUGUCUCGCCCCCCUGCUGCUCAAGUCGGCGGCACUUGAGCAGCUGGGUCCCUACCACCUGUUCCCGGUGCCGCGUGGCAGCUUGAACAGCUUGAUUCCGCUGCCGGUGGAGGCAGGCAGGAAGCUGGCACCUGGCGAGGUGCUGGUGGCAGUCCAGGCAGUGGGCAUCAACUUCAGGGAUGUGCUCAACGUGCUAGGCAUGUACCCAGGCGACCCCGGUCCGCCUGGCGGCGACUGUGCCGCCAUCGUGCUGCAUGGCCAAGUCAAGCAUGGCGAUACCGUUAUUGCUGGGCCCGGCGAUCCUGUGUUUGGCUUGGCUGCCGGCAGCCUGGGCAGCCAUGUGAUUGCCUCCAGCGAAACGGUGGUGCCUAUGCCUGCCUCUGUCAGCUUUGAGGAGGCGGCCACCAUGCCCACCGUCUUCAUCACUGCGGACACCGCCCUGCAUCGCAUUGCCUCUAUUGGCAGGGGCAGCCGUGUGCUGGUCCACGCCGCGGCCGGCGGCGUGGGCCUAGCCUCCAUGCAGGUCAUUCGUGGUGCAGGUGCAACUGCUGUUACCACUGCUGGCAGCCCAGUCAAACGGGCGCUGCUGCGGCUGCUGGGUUCGCACCAAGUGGUUGGCUCCCGUGACACACUGUUUGUCGAUGAGGUCAGCCUGGAGGGUGGCGCGGACGUGGCUCUCAACACGUUGACCAGCAGCGGCAUGGUGGCCGCAUCCCUGGCUACCCUGACGCCCGGCGCCACCUUUGUUGAGAUCAGCAAGCGCGACAUCUGGAGCCCGGCUCGUGUGGCGCAGGAGCGCCCCGACGUGGCCUACAGCCUGCUGGCCGUUGACUUCAUGUCUCCAGAGGCCAUGCAUGCCGCUCUCAUGCGCAUUUCUGCCGGCCUGGCUGCCAGCCAGCUGCACCCGCUGCCCUUGAUAUCUCACAGCAUGGGGGCGGUGCCUGCUGCGCUACGCCAGAUGAGCCAGGCGCGGCACGUGGGCAAGGUGGUGGUGUUUGCCCCCAAAGCCACCGCCUGGCGCCACAUGGACAGCGGGCUCGGCGUCCAGCCCAUGCACAACAGCGUGCUCUUCUCUUCGGUAGCGGCAGUGCUGGGCUCCGUGGGACAGCUCAACUACAGCAUUGCCAACAGCUGGCUGGACACAGCUGCUGCUGGCAAGCAGGUGAUGGGUUCCCCAGUGCUCAGCGUGCAGUUUGGCGCAUGGAAGGGAGCCGGUAUGGCUGCUGCCAGCGCAUCAAAGAUGGAGAGCAUUGGGCUGGGUGCGCUCACCCCCAGCUCAGGCCUGCACGGCUUGCAUGGGCUGCUGUUGGCCAGAGCAGCACAGCCGGGGGCGGUGGCAGGCCUGCAUGUGCCACCGCAGGUGGCCAUGGCGCCAGUAGACUGGCCCGCCUUCCUGCAAGGCAUGCCACAGCUGCCGUUCUUCUUCAGCAGCUUUGCUCACCUCAAGGCAGCCAGCAUUGCUGGCGCUGCCGGUCAACCAGAGCAUGCACAUGGGCAGAAGGCGGCUGGAGCGGCAGCCAGCCCUGCAGCUGGCAUGUCAGACAAGCAGCGCCUGGCAUAUGUCACUGACGAGGUGGAGGCUGCUGCCAAGGCAAUCAUUGGAGGUAGUGUCAGCGCCAGCGAGCCUCUUAUGGCAGCAGGCCUGGACAGCCUGGGAGCCGUGGAGCUGCGCAACAGCCUAGAGGGCAGGCUGGGAUUAGGCCUGCCCUCCACCCUGGUAUUCGACUACCCCACCAUCUCUGCCAUUGCCCAGUUCAUCAGCGCUAGCCUGGCAGCUGUUGAGCCGUCACUGGCAUCGGAAGCCGAGGGUGCAGCUCUCGCCUGUAGCUCGGUUGAUGUGGCGAGCCCCUCUGAUGUCUGUCUGCUGGGUGUCAUGGGCAUGGGCACCCGCUCGCCAGCUGGCGCCCUGGAGGCACCAGUCAUGCCAGACCCUAUGGCCAGCAUCCCCACCAGCCGGUGGGACGCUGAUAUGCAGCUGACCCAAGACAUGCCCGCCCGCUUUGGGGGCUUCCUGGCUGGAGCCUUCGUGUUUGACGCCGCCGCCUUCAGCAUCGCCGGGCCAGGCAAGCGUUUGAUCUGGGCGAAUCUAAUGGACCCUCAGCAGCGCCUCCUGCUAGAAUGCACCGAGGAGUCGCUGGCGCCAGCACGGCUGGGGCUGUGGGGCUCUGUUGCUGCAAUGGGUGUGUUUGUUGGGAUCUCCACGCCCGACUUCAGCCAGGUGGCGGGGGCGCACGCUGAGAUUUCGGCGUACAGCGCCACUGGCUCAGCCCUCAGCGUCGCUGCCGGGCGCCUGAGCUACAUCUACGGCUUCCAGGGCCCCUCGGUGGCAGUGGACACCGCAUGCUCCUCCUCCCUGGUUGGGGCCCACAUGGCUCGCAUCAGCAUGGCACAGGCCGGUGUGAAGCUCAUCCUAACUCCCGACACCUCAGCCAUGUUCAACCGUGCCGGCAUGCUCACCAUGGAUGGCCGAUGCAAGACGCUGGAUGCCGCCGCAGAUGGGUAUGUGCGGGGCGAAGCUGUCGUCGCACUGGUGCUCCAGCAGCUGGCCGACGCUCCGAAGAGCGAUGCUCUCUCAGCCAGCACCAUGACAGCGAUGUGCUGCCUGGUGAGCAGCGCAGUGAAUCAGGAUGGACGCAGCAGCACGCUGACCGCGCCCAAUGGCCCCGCCCAGCAGACGGCGGUGCGCCAGGCUCUGUCGUCGGGCGGGUUGGCUGCAGCAACUGUUGCCAUGGUGCAGCUGCAUGGCACAGGCACCCCGCUGGGCGACCCCAUUGAAGUGGGAGCGCUGGCAGCAGUGCUGGGCGCGGCACGCAGCAGGGCAGCUGCCGCCAGGCAGGUGGUUCUGGCUGCCGGCAAGACCAGCAUGGGCCACACAGAGCCGGCGGCAGGCAUGGUGGGAGUGGCUCAUGCAGCCCAGGCGCUGGCGGCGGUGCUGGUGCAACCAAUCCUGCACCUCCACAAGCUGAACCCAUACAUGGAAGGCAGUGUGAGUGCUGCCAACAGCGGCCUGUUUGCCAUCACGCGCGAGCUGGGCGGCUUCGCCGGCCUCGCCACGCCUCUUCCCAGCCUGGCAGGCACCAGCUCCUUUGCUUUCCAAGGCACUAAUGCCCAUGCGCUCAUCAGCCCAGCAGCAGACAACGGGACCUCGACAGUUGGCAUCCUCACACCAAUAUGGAAGCGGCAAUAUGUGAAUGUGGUGCCCCCUGCGCACGUCCAGCUUUACAUUGCCAGCGUGGGAGGGGCAGGCGCAGCCCGGCGCCUGGCGUACGACAUGCGGCUGGGCUCCCAGGCGGUGCAUGCUUUCUUCUGUGACCACCAAGUGUCUGGCAAAAUUGUGUUCCCAGGCGCUGGCUACUUGGAGAUGGCGGCAGCAGUGGCCCACGCCCUGCUGAACGGCGCUUCCAGACCAGCCGCCUGCCUGGUUGGCACAGCCAUCUCUGCACCUCUCCUCCUGCCCAGCCCAGCCUCAUCGCUGGCUGAAUUCAAGCAGGCCAGCCUGCGGGCAGAGGUCGCAGUGUCAGACGGCACCUGCCAGCUUGCCAGCCCCGGCACCGUUCACUUGGGAGGCAGGGUGCCUACCCAGCAGCCCGCAGGCGGCAGCAAGAAUACCUUUAUCCCUGCAUCCCUAGCAGCACUAUACGUGGGGCAUGGUAUCAGCAGGAGUAGUGGUGCCGCCACGGCCUUCGCACUGCGUCCUGCUGGCCGACAGGACACUGAUGCAACUGUGCUUCGCAAUCACAUGAUUGUUGGAGCCAGUGGCAGCCUGGUUUGCCAGCUGGAUGGGCUAGAGUCCAAGGCCACUGCCGGCAGGGCCAGGGCUGGAGCUGGGGCAGCCGCAGGUAGCAGCGCUGCUGCCUCCAGGCAGGAUAUGCUUUACGAGAUCGGCUGGGCAGCAGCCAGCCUGGCUGAUCUGGCAGCCAGCGCAGCCACGGCAGAUGAUCUCAAUUUGGCGGUUGCUUCCUUGGGUAGCGUGCAGCUGGCAGCAGCCAGCAUGGCUGCUGUGCAGGGCGCUCUAGUUGGCAACGCUUCUAGCUUGCGGCUAAGCACCUGCAGCCAGCAUGGUGUGGUUGCACUGCCAGCUGGCCUUGCCAGCACUUCUUCAGCCGGCCAGCUGUGGGGCCUGCUUCGCACCACUGCUGCCGAGUGCCAGACCCUGGCAGUGUCUGGCUCAGACGGGGAUGCUCUGGCUGCUGGCUCUGCAGCACCUGCCACCUCGACACAGCUAACAGUUGGUAACCAGGGGCAGGUGGCUGCGCCAUUUGAUGGCUACGGCGCCGCAACGGCAGCAGGCUCCCUAUACCUCCCUUACAUGCGCCCCUGCGCUGCCAGGAGCGCACCGGCGCCCUUCCAGCUUUUCCCGCAGCCCCGUGGCGCGCUGAACAACCUGGCCCAACUGCCAGUGGAUGGCAGUGCCACCAGCUUGGGCCCCGGCCAAGUGCUGGUGGCGGUGAAGGCAGUGGGAAUCAACUUUAGGGAUGUGCUCAACGUGUUGGGCAUGUACCCCGGAGACCCCGGCCCGCCUGGCGGCGACUGCGCCGGCGUGGUAGUGGCUUCCUGCCCUACGGUUGAUGGUGGUCCCACCUUGGCAGUUGGUCAACCUGUCUUUGGCCUGGCCGCUGGCAGCCUGGGCAGCCAUGUUGUGGCCUCUAUGAAGACAGUGGUGCCACUGCCGGCAUCCCUGAUCUUUGAGGAGGCGGCCACCAUGCCCACCGUCUUCAUCACCGUGGACACCGCCGUCAACCAGCUGGCAGCCGCCACUCCAGCCGAUCGGGUGUUGGUGCACGCCGCUGCCGGCGGUGUGGGCCUGGCCGCCAUGCAGGUCAUCCAUGCUGCCGGGGCGACCGCCGUCACGACGGCAGGCAGCAGCAACAAGCGUGCUUUGUUGCGCUCACUCGGCGUAGCCCAUGUCGGCAGCUCUCGGGACACGUCCUUUGUGAGCGAGCUGGCAGAGGUUGGGGGCGCCAGCGUGGUGCUCAACAGCCUGACCAGCAGCGGCAUGGUGGCGGGGUCGUUGGCGGUGCUGGGCGGCGGCGGCCGGUUUGUGGAGAUCAGCAAGCGCGACAUCUGGAGCGCGGCACGCGUGGCACAAGAGCGCCCCGACGUCGCUUACUCCCUGGUUGCCGUGGACUUCAUGUCAGAGGGAGCCCUGCACGCCGCGCUGUCCCGUGUGGCGGCCGGAGUUGCGGCUGGCGCCCUGCGCCCUCUGCCCCAAGUGGCCCACAGCCUGUCGGCAGUGCAGGCGGCGCUGCGCCAGAUGAGCCAGGCGCGGCACGUGGGCAAGGUGGUGGUUCGGGCGCCGGCGCUGGCAACCCAACAGGGUGGCACCAGUCCCUCAGUGGUGAUCACCGGAGGCAUGGGCACACUGGGCACCCAGGUGGCUGCGUGGCUGGCACAACAGCAGAUCCGGCAGCUGCUACUGCUCGGCCGAAGCGGUCGCACAGCGGCAUCCGGGGAGGGCCUCGCUUUGCUGGAGCCGGGCUGUGCGGCCUUUGCUGCCGCCGUCACCAUGGCAAUGUGUGAUGCCAGCAGCGCAGAGGGUGCGGCAGGCCUGGCCGCGCCACCGGCCUGCGGCAGGCCCGUGCUUGGCCUGAUGCAUGCUGGUGGCGUGCUGGCAGAUGGCGUGCUGGGCUCCCAGACGCUGGGCAGCCUGCGGACUGUGUUUGCACCCAAGGUGCAGGCAGCCGUCCAGCUGAACGUUGCCUAUGGCCACCAGCCUGGAGCCUUUCAGAUCCUCUUCUCGUCUGUGGCGGCGCUGCUGGGCUCUCCUGGCCAGGCCAACUACAGCGCAGCAAAUGCGGCGCUGGAUGCCACGGCUCAGCGUGCACAGCUGGCCGGCACUGUCGCUACCAGCAUGCAGUGGGGCGCCUGGGCGGGUGCCGGCAUGGCGGCCAACGACGCCUCCACAGCCGCACGCGUGGAGCGCACUGACAUGGCCUUGGUUCAGCCUCAACAGGGCAUGAUGGUGCUUGAGAGCAUGCUGGUUCCCAGUGAGCGAGCAGCAGUGUCCCCAGCGCCGCCGCUUCUGGCGGCCAAUGCCUUUGUUUGGGACAAGUUUUUGCGGCGCUUUGGCGGCGCAGCGGCUGUGCCGCCCUUCCUUUCGGAGUUUGCCGGCGACACCGCCGGCAGCCAGGCAUCAGUUGGUGCACCGGCUGGUGGCCUGGCUGGUGGCCGCAAGCCCGGCGCCAGCGGCCGGGGCCUGUCUGCGGCAGACCGUAAGGCUGCGGUGCUGGAGCAGGUGCAGGAUGCGGUGCGCGGUAUCCUGGGCUCGGAGAUUGGCUCUGGGGAGGCCCUGAUGGCGGCGGGCCUGGACAGCCUGGGUGCUGUAGAGCUCAAAAACAGCCUGGAGGCUCGGCUGGGCGUGCAGCUGCCGGGGACCCUGGUGUUCGAUUACCCCUCGGCGGCGGCCAUCGCCGGGUUUGUGGAGACGGUGCUGCCAGCUGACGAGGGCGGUGAGGAGGAGGAGGAUGCAGAGACCGACGGCGAGCUGGCGCUGAGCCCGCUCGCUCCGCGUGGGCUGGUGGCGGCCAUGCCGGCAGGUGCCGCACUGGCGCUGCUGGGCAUGUCGAGCCGCACGGCAGGAGAUGCUGUGCUGUCGUUGGCGCCUGUCGACAUCAUUACUCCCAUCCCGCUGGAGCACUGGGAUGUGGAUCUGAGCCAGCCCGGCACCCUGCCGGCUCGUUUUGGUGGCUUCAUUUCCGCCACAGACCUCUUUGACGUGGCAUUGUUUGGUUUGAGCGGGAGCGAGGCGGAGCUGAUGGAUGCGCAGCAGCGCCUGCUGCUGGAGACAACCCUGGAGGCCCUCAGCCAGGCUGGCGCCAGCAUAGCACAGCCCAGCAGUACCGCUGUCGCGGUGGGCAUCGCUUCUGCCGAAUACAACAACCACUUGGUGCCCCGCUUCACACCAGGCGCCGUCAGCGCCUACUCGGCAACAGGAGGCGCGCUAUCAGUGGCCAGCGGGCGGCUCAGCUAUGCUUUUGGUUUCAAGGGCCCCGCCAUCAGCGUGGACACCGCCUGCUCCUCCUCCCUGGUGGCCUCGCACAUUGCAGCAGGCAACGUGCUAAGUGGCGUGUCCAGUGGAGGCCUGGCGGCAGGCGCCGGGUUGCUGCUGUCUCCAGACACCACAUCUAUGUUCCACAAGGCGGGCAUGCUGGCGGCGGAUGGCCGGUGCAAGACGCUGGAUGCCGCCGCCGACGGCUACGUGCGUGGCGAGGCGGUGGGCGCCCUGCUGCUGCAGGCAGUCCAGCUCCUGGCUCACCAGGGUGCGCUGGCGCUCUUCUGCGGCAGUGCAGUCAACCAGGACGGGCGCAGCAGCAGCCUGACAGCCCCCAACGGCCCCAGCCAGCAGGAGGUGGUGCGCCAGGCGCUGGCAUUUGGGCGCCUGGCAGCCACUGAUGUCAGCUACCUGCAGAUGCAUGGCACAGGCACCCCGCUGGGCGACCCGAUUGAGAUGGGAGCGGCGGCGGCUGUGCUGGUGGAUGGCGCCAGGCGCAGCCUGCCACUAGGCCUCAGCACUGCAAAGUGUUGGAUCGGGCAUACCGAGGCCGCGGCAGGGGCCAUGGGCCUCACGCAUGCCGGCGUGGCGCUGUCUCACCGCCUCGCCCACGGCAUCAUGCACCUGACAGCCAUCAACAGCCAUGUGGCCGCCAUUCUGGACAUGUCAGCCGCCAAGGCAGCGGCGCCAGGCUGGCACCUGCCCCGCAUGGCGCUGCCGGCGGGCGCGGAUGCCAGCGGCAGCAGCAGCACAGCGAUCUGCGGCGUCAGCUCAUUUGCUUUCCAGGGCACCAAUGCCCACGCGCUGCUUCAGCAGGCCGACUGCCCCACGGCCACACACACUAUGCCUAGCCAGCUGGCAGUAUGGAACAAGCAGCGCGUGUGGGUGGCGCCACCUGUGCACAUCCUGCUGCUGUCGGCCGCUGCCACCAGUAGCUCACGUUUUGCCCGGCGGCAGACAGUCGCGGCGGUGGCACUGGAGGUGGCCCUGGGAGCACCGAAGCUGGCCUUCCUGUGGCAGCACAGCGUGCUUGGCAUGGCCAUGUUCCCAGCCACAGCCUUCCUGGAGAUGGCGGCAGGAGCCAGUCGGCAGCUGCUCAACAGAAACGACCUGUCUGGUACAGCCUUGCGGUCGGCCGUGUUUGCCACACCGCUGGCCCUGCCAACCGUGGCAGCAGCGGCUACCCGCGUGCGCUGCGUAGUGCAGGCGGCGGCCGGGACGUUUGAGAUCAGCUCGGCGGCCACAAAUGCCGCUCAGCACCGCACACACUUCUAUGCCAGCUUUGGCAGGAAGGAACCCACCACAGGUGGAAGGCUUGCAGCGCUGUCGGUGCCUGCGGCGCCCGCAACGCUCGCAGCCUCUGUGGUGGUGGUGGUAGUGGGUCGCGUGCCCACGAUGAUCGCCAGGCUGGCAGUUGCUGAGGUGGCGGUACCAGAGGAGCAGCUGGGCAUGAGCGUGCACCCGGCUGUGUCGGAGGCUGCCAUGCAUGUGGCAGCCGCACACCAGCCCCAGCACAGGGCGCUGAGGGUCGCUGCUCGAAUGGACGCUGUUCUCAUGCCCCUGCCUGUGGCAGACAUGCGACUGUGGGCCAGCAGCUUGGUGGUCGGGGCAGCACCAGGCGUUGCGGCUGCGGCUGCCGGCAGCGGCCGGCAGGAGCAGCAGCUGAUAGGCAGCGGGGGGCUGACCAUGCUGAUGGCAGGCAUGGAGACACGCCGCCUGGUGGCCAAGCGCCCCGCCAUGAUGACGCCGCGUACCCCUCUCUCUCCUCACGGUGCGGAGGAGGUGCUCCUCAGCCCCUUCAACCUGCACACGCCCCACACGCCGCUGUACCUGCUGUCCCCAUCGGCGGAUGCCACCGCCUAUUCGCUGGGCGGUGGCACUGGGGUUCUGGCCUCCUACCACAGCAUCACAGAGGUGGCUGCUACGGGCGGCGGCCUGGAGGGAGUGUUCACACUGGAGAGCCUGCAGGCCCUGGUCGCGGAGCAGGUGCAGGCUGUGCUGGGCAACACGGUGGGUGGGGACGACCCGCUGAUGGCUGCCGGCCUGGACAGCCUGGGCUCCACCGAGCUGCAGCAGAGCCUGGCGGAUGCUCUGGGCGUGGAGCUGCCCUCCACCCUGGUGUUUGACUACCCCACAGUCAACGCCAUGGCAGAGUUCCUGGCCGGCAAGCUAAGCCCCGCGGCGCCAGGCGGCCGCGCUGCCAGCCCGCUCUCGGCGCAAUCGGCACUGGCUCAUGGCGGCUACAGUGCCGGUGCUGGGGCGGUGGCCAUUGUGGGCGCCGCAGGCCAGCACGAGCUGCAGCCAGCAGGGGCCCCUGUGGCAGAUGCCGCCGUGCGUGUGCCGUAUGGCCGCUGGGAUGCCGACUCGCCGCUCAUCACCGCCGACGGCACCUUACCUGCUCAGUUUGGUAUCUUCCUGCCGCGUGUGGAGCUCUUCGAUGCCGAGCUGUUUGCCACGAUGCGCAGCGAGGCGCUCACAAUGGACCCACAGCAGCGCCUGCUGCUGCACGCCGCGCACGAGGCGUUGCCGGGAGGGCCCGGCGCCGCCUCGGGGCGCGCCGUGGGCGCGUAUGUGGGCAUUGCCGCUACCGACUACGAGACCUUAACCCACCAGCACGGCGUGGCCAUCUCCAGCUUCUCUUUCACCGCUGCCUCACCCAGCGUGGCCAGCGGGCGGCUCGCAUAUGCCUUCGGCCUGCGGGGCCCCACCGCCAGCGUGGACACAGCGUGCUCAGCAUCGCUGGUGGCCGCACACAUGGCCUGCCUGUCCUUCAGGGAGGGGCGCAUGGAGGCGGCACUGACGGCGGGUGUGCUGCUGUGCCUGGUGCCAGAGUCCACCCUGAUGCUGACACGGGCCACCAUGCUGUCGCCAGAAGGGCGCAGCAAGACGCUGGAUGCCUCGGCAGACGGCUACGCACGGGGCGAGACGUGCAGGGUGCUGUGCCUGCGCCCGCAUGGCGCCACGCUGGCUGGUGAAGGCGGCAGUGGCGGCGGCAUGCACCAGCUGCCCCUGGGCCUGCUGCUCGCCUCGGCUGUCAAUACCAACGGCAGGGCCAGCAGCCUGACCGCCCCCAACGGCCCGGCGCAGCAGGCGCUGCUGCGUGAGGCACUGCUGGUUGCGGGGGUGCGGGCGGGUGAGGUGGCGGGCCUGCAGAUGCACAGCAACGGCACAGCGCUGGGCGACCCCAUUGAAGUGGGCGCCGCCUCGGCUGUCUUCCUGGAGGGCGCUCACUCGUACCACCAGCAGCAGGUGCAGCAGCCCCAGCGCCGUGCUUUCCUAUUUGCCACAGUCAAGGGCAUUACCGGGCACCAAGAGUCUGGAGCCGGUGCAGCGGGGCUCCAGCAUGCCAGCCAGCUGGUGCAGAGCAGUUCGGUGCCGCCCGCGCUGCACCUGCGCCACCUCAACCCUCACGUGCAUGGCGCCCUGGCAGGGCACGCAGUGUGCAUCGCACGAGGCGGGCCGCAUGGCGUGCCCGUCUCCCAAGCCACCGCCGCCCUGCUGGUGGGCAUCAGCAGCUUUGGCGCCCAAGGCACCAACGCCCACGCGCUGCUGGCCGGCAGCGGCGCCGCUGCGGUGAUCAGUGCCUGGAGCGCGGGCCUUCCUCCCGCCUGGAGGCGGUCCCGCUGCUAUGUGGCCCCACCUGCGCAGCACCUGCUCACCAGCUGCCUGCUGCGAAAGCGCAGUCGGGGCGGCGCCAUGGCCUUUGACAGCAGCCUGUCGGCACCCCGUCUGGCCUACCUGUGGCAGUAUAGCCUGCACGGCAGGGCCUUCCUGAGCACCUCAGCAGUGCUCAGCAUGGCGGCCUCGCUGCUGCCGCUGCUGGGAGCGGUGGCGGAUGGCGAGGAUCCGGUAUCCGCGGCCUCAGUGGCGGCGGUGGUUGAGGCUGCCAUGGUCGCCCCAGCCAUGCUGCCGCAGGCAGCGGCAGCCCGGGUGGCCGCUGCUGUGGCCAGAGUGAAGCUGGCGGGUACCAGCGGUGCUGUGGAGGUGGCCCUGGCGGACCAGCAGCUGCUUGCAGCCAAGUUUGCUGCUAGCCCCGAGGCAGCCAGGGCGGAUGGUGGAGGUGCAACACCUGUGCCUACCCCCAGGGCCGCUGCCGUUAGGGCACAGCUGGUGGGCCGUGUGCCCGCCAGCGACUCAACUGCACCGGCGAGCGUAGUGGCAGAGGCAGCACCUCUGGCCCCAGCCGAGGUGUCAGGCUAUGCCCUGCACCCUGCCCUGCUGGAUGCUUGCCUGGGCCAGGCGGCAUCCGUGGCAGAUGCCGCAGCGGCACCCUUCCCUUGGGUCCGCAGCGUGGCAGCCCUGCUCGUCGGCAGCAGCAGCCCCACGGGUGGAAGCGUGGCAGCCGUGUACCAGCCAGCCGACAGCUGGCAGGCGGGCAGCGGCAGCCUGGCGGCCCAAGCUGCCCACAUCGCAGCGGCAACGCUGCUGGGUGUGGUGCUGGGUGACCAAGACAUGCCGCCCGCCUCGCCCGGCCCAAGCUCCAUGCCACUAUCCGCAAGGGCAGGGCAGCUUGGCGGGCCUUUGGCGGGUGGGGAAGAGGAGGAGGCACCAGGGGUGCCGGCAGACCACCCGCUCCUGCAGAUGCCAGAGGGGGAGCGCCUGCUGCACCUGCAGGCACAGGUGAUGAGCGAGGUGCGGGCCAUGCUGGGCCGCGCUGUGCAUCCCGACGAACCACUCAUGGCGGCGGGGUUGGACUCGCGUGGCGGCAUGGAGCUUCGCCGCACACUGGCCGGAAGCCUGGGCCUUCAGCUCCCCGUCACCCUCCUGUACGAUUACCAGUCUGUGGGCGAGGUGGUAGAGUACAUCAACGGCGUGCUGAUGGAAGGUGCAGCUGUGUCGGUGGCAGCUGGCGCUGCCGAGCUGCCCGGGGGUGCCGGCGCUGAGUCAGACUCGGAUGUUGAAGAGUUUACAGGCUCUGCCCAGCGCCAGCCUCGCUCCGGCGCUGGCGCUGCGGCUGCCGCGGCUGCCGACAGCAAGCCCAGCCAGCUUCUCAAGACGCUGCGGCUGGCGCCACCUGAGCGGCCGCUGUUCCUGGCAGCCCCCGGCGUGGCCAACGCCCAGUCAGCCUACUUCUCCUUCUCGCAGUUCCUGCAGUGGUCCACCCAGCCCAUCUACGUUCUGGACAAGGACAACGACCUGGAUGUCAGCCGCCUGGCGGCACAGAACGCGGCAGACAUGGUUCGGGUGCAGCCCGAGGGCCCCUACCUGGUGGGAGGCCACUCGUACGGCGGAGUGGUGUCCAUGGAGAUUGCCAUGGUGCUGGAGAGCUGGGGGCACACCGUGGGCCUGGUGCUGAUCAUGGACACUCCUCAUCCGAACCAGGUGCGGCGGGCCCAGCCCGAGGCCGAGGCGGCCAACGAGGAGGACGCCAUGGAGCUGAUGGAGAUGAUCCUCGGGGCGCUAGGCCGCGACGCCCUGGGCAUGGGGAGCAGCAUCGCACACCCGCGCGAGAGCGAGGAGUGGCGGGGCAUGGACCUGCAGCAGAAGUUUGAGUUCUUUGCGCCCAUCUGGCGCGUUAUGCGCGACAGCAACAUGACCGUGGAGGAGGCCUCGUCCGUCUCAGACCUGCGCCGCUUCAACUUCCUGGCAUCGGCCAUCAAGGCCCCUAUUGUCUACUUCCGCGCCGCCAACCCCGGCGUGUGCACGUACAUGGACGACCGGCGGGACGCUGCGGUACCGCAUGGCGCCUGCUGGUACGACAUGUGCGACGACUGCGAGGUCAUUGACGUGCCGGGGGACCACUUCUCCAUCCUGCGCCAGGACCUCGGCGACAUGAACCUGAUUGUCACUGCGCUGAAGCAGAAGCUGGCUCCGUUUGGGUGGACAGAGGCGGUGCGGCGCGGCGACGAGCAGCGCGGCUAUGCGGUGUCUGCGGCGGAGAUGCAGGACAUCGACAGCUACCUGCAAAAGAUGGGCGUGAAGGACCCCGGCCUGAGGCGCCGUGUGGAAGCGGGCGUGCCGUACGCCGACGCAGCGGCGCUGGGUGGCGGGGCCUCUGGCAUGGCGGCACAGCCGGUGGAGCUCGUGAAUGCUGCGGCACGGGAGGCCAGCAGCAGCGGCAGCGGGGCCGGCACGCCGGUGCUGGUGCUGUGCUGCGACGCGGACGGCGGGCUGGGUGGACUGGAGCCGCUCCUGACGGCGCUGGAACUGCCGGUGUUUGCGGUGUGCCUGCCCGAGGCUGGCGAGAUGGCGGGGGCGCCUGCUGAUGUGGCGGAGCUUGCCAUCCUGGCGCUCAAGGCUGCUCGAGGCGUGGCGCCGGCGGGCUGCCCACUGCUGCUGGGAGGGGUGGGCUUUGGCGCUGUGCUGGCGCAUGAGCUGGCGAUCCAGCUCAGCGCCAGCUCACCAGACACUGUUCAGGCGCUGGCUCUGUUUGAGGGACUGCACACCCUGCGCCAUCCGGCCGCCCUGCUCAGCUGGCUGGCCCCGCCCAAGCGCCGCGAGGUGUGCCAGGCAGCGGCGGCGCUGUACCCCGUGGUGGCGGCGGCGGCGGGGGCUGCUGCGCCUGGCAUCGAGGCCUUUGCUGCCCGUCUAGCCAGCAUUGCCAGCUAUGAGGAGCAGCUCGACUAUGUGGCCUCCUUCAAGCUAGCAGAGGAGAGCCAGGCGACCUGGGACCAUCGCAUCGCCGCCCUCCUGGACCGCCUGGCCUACUGGCAGGCUCUGGCAGAGGGCUACCGUGCUCUGGACAUCUAUGUUGGCCCCACCCUGGUGUUUGCCCGCCAGCGAGGCGCCACAGGGCAGCAGCCUGUCGGCGGCGCCGCCGGUUUGCUGGCUGCGGGUGGCCCUGGAGGCGAGUGGCGCAGCAUUGCACAGCUGGUGCAGCCUGCAGCGCUGCAUGAGCUGCCAGAGGGCGGCAGCACAGCCGCGCUAGCCGCACGGCAGGUGCAAGCCGCGCUGCUGGCGGCGGCGGCAGAGGCAGCAGAGGCGGAGGCAGCAUCUCCCGAGGUGGCAGCGAUGGAGCAGGGCAGCAGCAUGAUGCUGACGCCGCGCCAGCCUCCCUCUCCCUCGCCCUUCAGCCCGCCUGCCGACUCCGAAACAGCCACCAUCGUGCUGCCGCUCAACCGGCUGUGCCCCGAGCGGCGCUACAUCCUGCGCCGCAGCGGGCGCAGCAGCAGCGGAACGCCGCGCCAGCUGCUGGCGCCGCCUCUGGCGCGCCUGCCGCUGUGGCUAGUGGGCAACGAGACGGGCAGCAUCACAGGGUCGCUCAAGGAGAUGGCGGCUGAGCUGCCGCUGCCCUGCUACGGGCUGGCAAUGGGCGGGGAGGCUGCCAACCUGGGGAGCCUGGCUGAGCUGGCGGCUCACUACGUGGCGGCGGUACAGGCGGUACAACCACGCGGCCCCUACCUGCUGGCCGGCUGCAGCAUCAGCGGCGCCGCGGUGGCUCACGCCGCCGCCGCGCAGCUGCAGGCUGCCGGCCAGCGUGUAUGCGCUGUUCUAUUUGCUGCGCGAGAUUGGCAGCCUGCGGGGCCCCAUGGAGAGUUCAUUGACAGCUUGCGCGCCGCGGGCAGCCCCAGCCAGCAGCUGCGCCUGCUCAACGCCUACCGCCCCGCGGAGCUGGCGGCCGUGGGGGCGGGAGAGGAGCACUGGGAUGCCGCGGUGUACUCAACCCUGGACCGCGCCACGCUGCUCAAGCGCCUCCUACGUGGCGCUGCAUACGGCGGCUCUGCCGCCGGCAGCGGCAGCAGCACCCCGAGCAGCUCCAGCGUGGCGAGCUCCAGCAGCGGCGUUGGCGGCAUGCCUGCGUUUGGUGGCCACACGGCGCAACGGCCAGGCUCCGACGCCACGCCGGGCGGCGUGCUGCACGUGCCGCUGGAGGCUCGCCACACCGAGUGCCUGCUCAGCGAGCAGGGGUGGCAGGCCACAGCUGUGGCGCUGGCAGAGGCCGUCAGGGCGGUGUUGCCGCUGUUGUGAGGAGGGUGCAUGGCUUGCGUCAACUUGAUUGCAUGAAUUGAGGUUCACUUCCCCAUCGAUAUAGAUGCACCAUUUUGCACCCACUCUUGUAAGGAGCAUAGC
Molecule: messenger RNA, 34497 nt
Organism: Chlorella variabilis
Lineage: Eukaryota; Viridiplantae; Chlorophyta; Trebouxiophyceae; Chlorellales; Chlorellaceae
Exons: 95
Coding region: 1-34395 (11464 amino acids)
Biological process (GO): fatty acid biosynthetic process
Molecular function (GO): phosphopantetheine binding; oxidoreductase activity; fatty acid synthase activity
Source: RefSeq, a predicted model, not a curated record